Drosophila guanche is the source of this 893-nucleotide messenger RNA. RefSeq names its product skin secretory protein xP2. NCBI's taxonomy places the organism in Eukaryota, Metazoa, Arthropoda, Insecta, Diptera, Drosophilidae. Bases 91 to 759 code for a protein of 222 amino acids. The record is from RefSeq and is a predicted model, not a curated record. The transcript has 2 exons.
UCCGCCGUUCGCGGAUCUGCCGAUUGUAUAAAUAGUUUGCAUCGCCCAACAGUCAGGCAGAAGCGAUUCAAAGCUUGUGUUGUAGACAUCAUGAAAUUCCUGGCUGUUUUCUUUGCCGUCGUGGCCUGCGCCUAUGGCGAUGUUUCCCAUCUGGGUUACGACUACUCUCCCCCGGCACCCGUCCAGGUGUACCAGCCAGCCCCGGCUCAGGUUUAUCAGCCAGCUCCAGCUCAGGUGUACCAGCCAGCUCCAGCUCCGGUCUACCAGCCAGCUCCAGCUCCGGUCUACCAGCCAGCUCCAGCUCCGGUCUACCAGUCCGCACCAGCACCCAUCGAGAUCCAAGCUCCAGUCGAGAUCCAGGCUCCAGUUGAGAUCCAGGCACCCAUUGAGAUCCAGGCUCCUGCUCCAGUCAACAGCUACAUUCCCCCUGCAGCACCAGCACCAGUUGUGAUCCAGGCACCCGCUCCGGUCUACCAGCCAGCUCCCGCUCCGGUCUACCAGGCAGCUCCCGCUCCGGUCUAUCAGCCAGCUCCCGCUCCGGUCUACCAGCCAGCUCCUGCCCCAGCACCCAUCCGCAUCCCAGCUCCCGCGCCCGUGCAGUCUUACAUUCCUCCCGCACCAAUCUCGAUCCCAGCACCAGCUCCGGCUGCAGUGUACCAGCCAACUAGCCAGCAGGUGCUCGAGGAGAUCGAGCCCCAGUCUGCCGAUGGCUACCGCUACAAGACCGUCCGUCGUCGCGUCUACCGUCGCCGCGUCUAAGUGCAGAACCCCAACCCCAACCCCAACCCGAACCCAAGCCAAACCAAAGCGAAUCGCAUCGAAAUGUUUCCUAACGAACUCCCCAGGGAGUUUGCAAUAAAGAAUUCCUCCUUCAACUUGUUAAACAAAAAGAA